AUGGCUGCUAAUGUUGGCAGGGACAAGGCACCUGAAGAGCCUGACAAAAAUGCUGUGCUAACUGAUGUAGAGGCAUGGUGGAGAGAUUACUAUGAGCUACUAGAGUCCUGUGGUUACAAAUUACAACCUCAUUAUCAACCAGGUUGGAUCCUGUUUUGGAAGGGAACUGGGAAGAAUGCAUUUUUCUUUGAUGAUCUGUCUUUACCAAAAUAUGUGUUUCUCAUCAUGCCUUUCCUUCACACAUUCAACAACCCUCCCUUUUUCUCUGUUGAUGAAGUGCUUGAUUUUGUCAAGCAAACCCUUGAAGGCUUGGUCUACAUGCAUGGCCAAAAUGUAGCCCACAGAGAUUGUGCAGCUGAAAAUAUAAUGCUGGAUGCUACAGUGCUCUAUCCAAAGGGGUUUCAUCCAGUUGCUAAUUUAAAGGAUCCAUUGGGGAGGAAACAUGCACUAGUCCGACGUUGCCGUGAUGUUGAGGGUGUCAAGUAUUACUUUAUUGAUUUUGACAUCUCCUCCCGUUUUGAGGAAGACGUCAAAAAGGACCAGAGGCAUGUUACUAGCAAAGAUGGUCAAGACUGUGAGGUUCCAGAGCUGUCUCGUAAUGUUCCGUAUGACCCGUUUGUGGUCAAUGUUUUUAUUCUCAGAAACGUAUACAGAAAAACGUUCCUGGAUGUGAAUAGACCUACAGCAGAGCAGGCUUUGAAGCAAUUCUAUCAAGUGAUAAAUGCUCAGUCAAGCUUUCGCCUGAGAUGGAGGCUCAUAGAGAAGGAUGCUGGUCUAGUGCAGCGUGUGUUCCAAGAUAUCAGUUCAGUCACUCACGAGGGACUCUAUAUUUCAAAGGCUAUCAUCAGUAAGCUGUCUAAUUCCAUUUUGAAACACUAUUAA
Fomitiporia mediterranea MF3/22 is the source of this 882-nucleotide messenger RNA. RefSeq lists its product as uncharacterized. Gene Ontology annotation, molecular function: ATP binding; protein kinase activity. Gene Ontology annotation, biological process: protein phosphorylation. Bases 1 to 882 code for a protein of 293 amino acids. The record is from RefSeq and is a predicted model, not a curated record. Lineage: Eukaryota; Fungi; Basidiomycota; Agaricomycetes; Hymenochaetales; Hymenochaetaceae. The transcript is spliced from 5 exons.